This is a messenger RNA of Erinaceus europaeus (western European hedgehog), 5071 nucleotides long. RefSeq names its product BTB domain containing 3 (gene BTBD3). Lineage: Eukaryota; Metazoa; Chordata; Mammalia; Eulipotyphla; Erinaceidae. The record is from RefSeq and is a predicted model, not a curated record. Gene Ontology annotation, biological process: cerebral cortex development; neurogenesis; dendrite morphogenesis. The transcript has 4 exons. Bases 503 to 2164 code for a protein of 553 amino acids. Gene Ontology annotation, molecular function: protein binding. Gene Ontology annotation, cellular component: cytosol.
GUGUCACUGUUUUGCUUGGUCCAAUCAUGAUUGGUGACUUCAGCUAUUGGCUCCGAGCUCUGGCUGUCUGACUCCAUCUGCAGGGCUGUAAUACCUACUCUCCCCAUCCAUUCACCACACAACUUCAGCGGGCUGAACAGACUCUCGCACGGCUCUAGCAGAUCUUGCUAACCUAAUUCAGGAAACAAGUGCUACAGCUCUUUGCCUGUCAUCUUUGCUUAGUGUAGCAUUCUCAGGUGAUCUAGGAAACUGGGUUAUUUUUAUGAGGAAAUAAGAGAAACAGGAAUCAUGAUGGGGAUGUACUUAGCAGACCCAGUGCUGGAUAAAACUUAAAGCCAGUUUCAAUUCUACAUAGUGAAAAGGUCACCUUCCCGGCUGAGAAAAGAAGCAAAAAUAUCAGCUUGUUAGUUUCACUAAACAUCUUAGCUCAUGCCGUCCUCGUUUUCCUUGAUGUGCACACCAAUUUGGGAUAUCUGGCUAUAAAGAGAGACCUACUGUACUCAUGGUAGAUGACAAGGAAAAGAACAUGAAAUGUCUUACCUUCUUCUUGAUGCUUCCAGAGACGGUAAAGAACAGAUCCAAGAAAAGCUCAAAGAAAACAAAUACCACCACCACCACCACCACCAGCAGCAGCAGCAGCAGCAGCAGCAGCAGCAGCAGCAGCAGCAGCAGCAGCAGCAGCAGCAGCAGCAGCAGCAGCAGCAGCAACAGCAACAGCAGCAAGUUGCCCCCAGUUUGUUAUGAAAUAAUUACCUUGAAGACUAAAAAGAAGAAGAAGAUGGCUGCUGAUAUAUUUCCCCGUAAAAAACCAGCCAACUCCAGCACCACCACUGUCCAGCAGUUCCACCAGCAGAAUCUCAGUAACAAUAACCUUAUUCCAGCCCCAAAUUGGCAGGGGCUCUACCCCACCAUUAGAGAGAGAAAUGCGGUGAUGUUCAAUAAUGAUUUGAUGGCAGAUGUACAUUUUGUGGUUGGGCCACCAGGUGGGACUCAGCGGUUGCCAGGACACAAAUAUGUUUUAGCUGUUGGGAGCUCUGUGUUCCAUGCAAUGUUUUAUGGAGAACUUGCUGAGGACAAAGAUGAAAUUCGUAUACCAGAUGUUGAACCUGCUGCUUUUCUCGCUAUGCUGAAAUAUAUCUAUUGUGAUGAAAUUGACUUGGCUGCUGACACAGUGCUAGCCACUCUCUAUGCUGCCAAAAAGUACAUUGUUCCUCACCUAGCCAGAGCCUGUGUUAAUUUCCUGGAGACCAGCCUGAGCGCUAAGAAUGCCUGUGUGCUUCUAUCCCAGAGCUGCUUGUUCGAGGAGCCUGACCUGACACAGCGAUGCUGGGAGGUGAUUGACGCCCAGGCUGAGUUAGCACUCAAGUCUGAGGGAUUCUGCGAUAUUGACUUCCAGACACUAGAAAGUAUCCUCCGCAGGGAAACUCUGAAUGCCAAAGAAAUUGUGGUUUUUGAGGCAGCUCUCAACUGGGCUGAAGUAGAAUGCCAGCGGCAAGACCUAGCUUCGAGUAUUGAAAAUAAACGCAAGGUCCUUGGAAAGGCACUUUAUUUGAUCCGCAUACCCACAAUGGCCCUGGAUGACUUUGCAAAUGGUGCUGCACAGUCCGGAGUCCUAACUCUCAAUGAGACUAAUGACAUUUUUCUCUGGUACACUGCAGCCAAAAAGCCCGAGUUGCAGUUUGUGAGUAAAGCCCGCAAGGGCCUUGUGCCACAGCGUUGUCACCGGUUCCAGUCGUGUGCUUAUCGGAGUAACCAGUGGCGCUACCGGGGCCGCUGUGACAGCAUCCAGUUUGCAGUUGAUAAGAGAGUGUUCAUCGCUGGCUUUGGGCUUUAUGGCUCCAGCUGUGGCUCUGCAGAGUACAGUGCCAAGAUUGAACUCAAGCGGCAGGGUGUUGUCCUGGGGCAGAACUUGAGUAAGUACUUCUCAGAUGGCUCCAGCAAUACCUUUCCUGUGUGGUUUGAGUACCCAGUGCAAAUCGAACCAGACACCUUCUACACAGCCAGUGUGAUACUGGAUGGUAAUGAACUGAGUUACUUUGGACAAGAAGGCAUGACGGAAGUUCAGUGUGGCAAAGUGACAGUCCAGUUUCAGUGCUCCUCAGAUAGUACCAAUGGCACUGGGGUACAGGGAGGGCAGAUCCCCGAGCUUAUAUUCUAUGCUUGAAAUAGAGCUCUAAGAUGCACAUCUGGUUCCUACUUGCUUGAUGCUUAGCUCAUCUGCAGAUAUGUGAUCAGCACAGGUAAUUUGUAAUGAAUGAAGCUAAAGGCAAUUUCUAAUUUCUUUCAACCUUUUAGUUAUGUACAGGCAAAAAUGCAGCAUUCAGCUUUUAACUAUAUGCUUAAAAGAGCCAACUUCUUAUUAAAGCUUUGCGGUUUUCAGAGUUGCAUCUAUACACCUGGGGAGAGUUUGUGGUCUUUUCCCAGUGCCCUACUGACCUCCCAGUUUUGUUUCUGGUAAGAAAAUCUUUGGGUCACUUUGAAUUUUCUUUAGGGCUUUAUUUUGACAGAUAAAAAUAGUCUAAAAGAAGAAUGCCAAAAUUAUUUUUAAAUAACCCCCACCUCCAAAUUAACAGAUAAACCUCUGUACAAUUUUGAAAGAAGUUUUACUUCAUCACAAUAAUUUAGAAAAUAGUCAUAUUUAGGUCUUACUUAGUUCUCUUUUAUAUAUUUUAUUUCACUUUUGGACAUUACUUUUUUUGAGUCCUCAAUUCACAACAGUGUCGUAUUUAAAGUGCUAUGAAUUACCAGUGAAAAAAUGGAAAUUGGAUGCUUGUUUAGGGUGUGAUUUUUGACCACACAUAUUCAUAUUCUUUUAGUUUAGAAGCUAAAAUAUUGUAGCACUGAUAUUUUUAAGUAACUUAGUUAUAAAUUUUGUUGACACUACAAGAAAGUUUCAGACCUAUUUAAAACAAAAAUUUUUAAACGAGACCUAAAAUUGUCCCAUACUACAACUAACUUAAUUGAUGGAACAUUAUAAUACACAGUUUGAAAAGAUUGAACUCUUUUCUUUCCACUUAGCUUAUGUGAGUCCCAUCAUUUACUUUCUUUUUAAGCUAUACUGUGUAGGAUUCAUAUUCUCCUUAAAAGAGGACCAAAUAAUUCUUUAGGUUAGAGGAAGAAAUUAGUUUCAUAGCACUAAAUGUUAAUGUAAUGCAAUACUUUUUCUCAUUGACUUUUUUUUUGCAACAGACUUUACCUGACAACUUUGACCACAUUCUAUCCUUUUAGUUUAUUGUGAUUCUGUCCUGUUUCUACACUGCUAGAAUCUGGCCUCUGGCCAUCUUUAAAGUGCCAAUAUAUUUCUACAGGGUCUUAAAAUGAUCUAGAGUGAUAAACUUGAUUAUACCUACUAUUCAUUACAUCAGCAUCACAUCCAGCUCUCUUGUUUGUCCAUGGAAAAUGUAAACAAAGGAGGGAAGCACUCAUCCAAAAAUUCUCCUUCAAUAAUGGCUUGUGUUGGUUUAGUGCCUGUAACCCUGGUUGUGUCCAAUAUGUUCACUUCCAGUUGAAGUAUCCAAUGUGUUUUGGGCAGCUUUUCUGCUCAUUGUGAUCCUGAGAUGGCUUCCCUUGCCACCCAGAGUGUGGUCCCUGGCCACCUCCUUCUCCUGCUCUACAAGCCUGUAGCUGGCUUGGCUGAAGCAAGGGGUUAGUCUUGGGGUGGGUUUGUGUGCAUGGCCACUCAUGCACAUGCAGGUGCAUUUGCUGACUCAGGAAUUGUCUCCUCCCUACCUGGCCAGUGAGAAGUGGGACAGAAUUAGUCCCCCUGCUGGCUCCAGCAAGGCCCCAGUGAGUGACUGCCCUUAACUUAUUCACUGUGUUUCUGGGCCAUCUCUUCCUUGUAGACAUAGGUGUGUUGCCUUUGGCCCACUUCCCCAGUGGAAGAGAACACUGGAUUAUGGGAGAAGUUUUAACCGUCUUUGCCAUUACCUACCGUAGAUGAUCAAAAGCUGUUACUGGUGACUAUACUUGAGUAUUCCCAGGACAACUUUCCAAAAUUAUUUAGCAAUUAUUAAUAAUUUCUUAGACUAUUAGAGCAAGGAAGGUGACAGUUUUGGCAAAGCAUAAUGAAAUAAAGGUAUACUUCCAAUUGAAAAAGUACUUCUAGAAAGGAUUUUAUUUUAAAAUUAUGGUAAAAUAUUUCAGUAGCUUAUAGCCACUGUGCAAAUCGGUAGACUUUAUACCUGAUCAGAAGGCACUCAUUUUUAAGCCACAGGAGAAGAAACUUUACAUAGCACUAAUCUCAUUAGCAGAAUGUUGAGGUCGACCUGACAAUAUAGAGUGAAGAUUGUCCAUUCAUAAGCUCUCAAUGUCCCUGCUGCUGUUAGCUAGCUUCCCUUCAUGUGUCUAAGGAACUGCUGGGUGAAAGCCACCUUAUCUAUACACUGGGUAUAGAAAACUUAAUUUUAUAUUAUCUACUAUAUUGCAAGACAUCCACCAUCUAUCUGGUUGGUGCUGAAAACUGUGGGUUAAAUUUGAAAAUUGCAUUUAGAUUAAGAAAUUUUCUAUGUUAAACCUUAUUCUCCCUCCUGCAUUUUCAGCAUCAUGGAAUGAAGGCUAAUGUGCUGGCUUUGUUUUCUUUGGUAACUUCAAAGUUCGUAGCUUUUAAACUAGAAACCAUUGCUCUGACAAAGCAGGCAACCCUAGUGUAUAAAGACAACUUUAUUAGACUAAAUAUUCUAGAUGCUUUUCCCAAUGUAUCUGGCAGACUUUGUCAUUGUUCAUACUGGGGAUAGAGGGGAACUAGGCUAGCAGUUCUAAUGUAACAUUCUUUAAGCAUACUUUAAUAUAGUAUUUAAGUAAAUGGUCUAAUUUCUACAUAAUUAUUGCACUGAACUGUCUUUUUGUUUUUUUAAAGGUGUUUAAGUAAGCUCAGCUAAUUCAAGACACUAGCCAGUUGUGCAUCAGUGCUUGCAGUUAGUAGCUUACAGCAUUAUUUAUGAAGGAAAAUAUAUAAAUAUGAAGUACCUCAUGUUGAAUGUUAUUGUACUGUAUUUUAAUGUUAACAGUGCAGAUCUUGUUAGACACAUGAAUGUGUAUAAUCAUGUUAAAUGCAAAUAAAAAGCAAAACUGA